Molecule: messenger RNA, 1350 nt
Organism: Rotaria sp. Silwood1
Lineage: Eukaryota; Metazoa; Rotifera; Eurotatoria; Philodinida; Philodinidae
Source: the annotation of a GenBank genome assembly
AUGAAGUCUGAUACUACAGAAACAGCUUUUAUACUACCAAUAAAUGAAGCAAGACCAACUUAUGUAUUAUAUCCACGUCGAUUUUAUAUUUUAUUUAUUUUUUCAUUUCUUGCUUUUAAUCAAUGUCUUAUGUGGUUAACAUUUUCACCAAUUGCAAGAAGUACAGAAAUUUAUUAUCAUAUUGGUGAAUCUACUGUUGAUCUUCUUCUUAAUUGGGGAUCGAUUAUUUUUAUUCCAUGUUUACCAUUAACUUAUAUACUAUUGAACAGACGGCAUGGCCUUCGACACUGUGUUAUAUUGCUUGCAAUCGGUAAUUUUAUCGCAGCACUCGUUCGCGUUAUUCCUGUAGUUGUAACAAAACCAUCAAGUCCAAAUUUUACUUCCAUUGCUUUACCAUUUUUACAUAUCGGUCAAAUAGUAAAUGCUGCUUGUGGUCCACUAGCUUCGGCACCUGUUUCACAACUUUCUUGUCUUUGGUUUGCUCCACAUGAACGAACACGUGCAACAACAUUUGCUAUAUGUCUUAGUAAUUUUGGUGCAACUGUUGGUUUUGUUAUUAGUCCAUUUAUUGUUUCUUCACCUGAUUAUGUUCCUCAUCUUCUUUAUGUUCAUUUAGGUCUUGCAUUUAUUUCUUGUGUAUUUGCUCUACUCUAUUUUCCUCCACAACCACCAAGUGCACCUUCAGCAGCAGCUGAAUUACUUAUUCUUCAUUCGAUUAAUAAACAAAAUAAUAAUUCAUUGAAAACAUUCAUGAAUGAUAUUUGGCGAUGCUUAACAACACCUUCAUUUGUGCUGCUCACAGCAGCUAGUGGUACUCUUUCCGGAUGGUUUGGUUUUGGUUCAUCAAUAGCUGGAAUAAUUGGUGGUUUAUGUUUAAGUUUUCUUGCUGAUAAACGUCGUUUUCAACAUUCGUUAAAAGUUCUUAUUGUUACUUCAUUUGUCGGUUGUUUAAUAUCGAUUGUUUGGUUUCAAUUAUCUGUUCGUACAUUUUUCUAUGAUAAACCAAUUCUUCCAUCAACUGCUGUUACUAUUGGUUUAUCAAUUGCAUUAGCUGGUCUCUUUUUUGGUGCUGGUUCACCAUUGAUAUAUGAAGCUAUUGCUGAAAUAAUGUUUCCUUUGCCAGAAUCUUUAUCAGCAUCAAUUCUUGUUCAAUGGGUUAAUAUUACCGCACUUAUUCUUUUAUUUAUUGCACCUAAUCGAUAUAAAUUAAUGAAUUUACUUGUAUUAAUUGUUAUAAUUACUUGUAUUGUAAUGGUAUUAUUAGCACGAUUUUCUUAUAAAAGGCGUGACGAAGAUGAACGAAAACGACUCCAAAAAGAACAAGAUCAAAUAUUAGGUCAUGACUGUUAA